AUGCAGUCUCUACUUCCUGCGCGUUUAUACGCUUUGCGCUCUGAAAAUGCGGGUCUACCGCAACGUUCCUCACGAUUUGCUCAUACGCACGGGACGAGCUUCGAUCCUCCGGCCUCCCCUACCAACUGGAAGCGAUACAAUACGCCGCAACCCCCGGUAGCUGCUCUACCGCCUGAAAUACUAUCCUUGAUCUUCCGAAUAUGCGCCGAGACAGAGCGCCCAAUGUCACCUUACAACUUGAGUGCGCGCGCGCUGUUCGAAUCUCGACUCGCUUUUGGGAUUGCUGUGCCUCGUGAUGUCGAUGCCGAGGAGGAUUUAGACGAAGAUGCCCUGGGCGAGUUUGAAGAGCCCCUGUGGGUCAAAGGACGGAAAGGCACCCUGGGAUAUAUUGAACUGUCCCAUGUGUGUUCAAAGUGGCGAAAUGUGAUGCUUGGAUACUCGGCACUUUGGGCUGAGGAUAUUGGAGCCCUACCCGAUGCAUUGCCUACCUUUCUGGAGCGCGCGGGAGGCGUGCUACCUCUCACAGUGCGCGUGUACGGCGCGACUUAUCGUCGGGAUAACACACCUGUGUGGGAGGCGCUCCUCGCCAGCGACGGCGCACUCGCUCGGCGCGUGAAGGCCCUCUACUGGGUAGAAACGCGCGAAGCCUACUUGCGAAGGCGGCUCUCUGCGAGACUGCGUCAUUGCAAUUUCGAUACUCUCGAGAGGCUGAUUAUUUGGGCUCAUGAGUACCCGGAAUACCAAACGGGUCCACAGCACCUCAUUCUGACCACUCCACGUCUGCGUGUGGCCGAUUUCACCAACAUGGCGCUCACCCCGACCUCCACCUCCUUGACUGAACUCAGCAUCCGGGCGACAUGUGCAACAGAUGAGGGGGAGUAUGACGCUUGGAGUAUUGAGCACAAUCAUCUGCGCUCGAUACUAGAAGCUCAUAGUCAGACCUUAGUGCACUUGUACAUCGACGUGGAAUCCGAUUUCGUUGCCACAGCACCUUCUCUCGAGCCGCAAUUGGCGUUUCCCCAUCUACAGCGGCUGUAUCUGCACGAUCAUUCCCUAGGUGGCGAUCUUCCCGCUCCCAUACUGUCAGGCAUCUCGUAUCCAUCUUCAGCACUCACAUAUCUACACCUCGAACAGGGCUCGUGGGAAGGAGAUACAUCCGAACUAAUAUACCUAGUCGGUAUGCUGCGCCAGGCAGGUGUUCCGGCGCCUUACGGACUGGCGAUCGCAGAAGAGCGUAGAGUUGAGGAAGAUGUCGAUGAUAUCUCCCUUCUAAUCAGGUUUUAUGUGGAGCCCUCAUUUGACAUCUCAUCCUGUACGCAUCUGGCGAACGGAGGUCUCUUCGGCCAUGGAACACAUCGAUUAACCCUGCGGCUUGAGUACGACGAGCAUGUACCCCUGCGCAAGCUGCUUGAGGUACUGUCGCAGGCCAUAGCGACGGACAACGUGAGAACACUCUCUCUCACCAGCUCGGGGAUAUGCCCAGGAUGUCGGGAACAAACAAGCUCAGUGAUCCAGGAGCAUUUCGCCGGCGUACGGACUGUCCACGUAGGAGAUCCGCACAUUGGAGGCGUCAUACCGGCCUUGGGGUGGCUCGGCAACGCUUCAAUGAUGCCCGGGCUCGAGAGACUCUGGCUUACCCGAAGCGGCGACGCGGAUGCGAAGGGAGUCAACACGCUCUUGCGUAGGACGUUGGGCACGCAAUUAUGCUCGCGCUACGACCGGCGGCCCCACGGUAGCCGAGCCGAACUUGGCGCCCCUGCGAGGUUGAAGGAGUUGAGGGUCUGCAAGUCAGUCCUUGUCAAGAACAUGGAGUACUUUGCAGCCCAGUCUAUGGUCAUGAUACGGGAUUCGGUGGAUGUCCUGGACUGGUGCACGGACUUCUUGCCGAUUCACUGA
This is a messenger RNA of Peniophora sp. CBMAI 1063, 1896 nucleotides long. The record is from the annotation of a GenBank genome assembly. NCBI's taxonomy places the organism in Eukaryota, Fungi, Basidiomycota, Agaricomycetes, Russulales, Peniophoraceae.